Messenger RNA from Mytilus trossulus (common blue mussel), 693 nucleotides. RefSeq lists its product as uncharacterized. The transcript has 2 exons. The record is from RefSeq and is a predicted model, not a curated record. The annotation marks the transcript as partial. NCBI's taxonomy places the organism in Eukaryota, Metazoa, Mollusca, Bivalvia, Mytilida, Mytilidae.
CACCCACCCACCACCCCACCACCACCACCCACCACCCACCCCACCACCACCCCACCACCACCCACCCCACCACCACCCACCACCACCACCCCACCCACCACCACCCACCACCCACCACCACCACCCACCACCACCCCACCCCACCCACCCACCCACCCACCCACCCCACCACCACCCCCACCCACCACCCCACCACCCACCACCACCCCACCACCACCACCACCCACCCACCACCCCCACCCACCCACCCCACCCACCCCCACCCACCCCACCACCACCCACCACCACCCCACCCCACACCCACCCACCCACCACCCACCCCACCCACCACCCCAACCCACCACCCCACCCACCACCACCCCACCACCACCCACCCCACCCCCACCACCCACCCACCACCCACCCACACCCACCCACCCACCACCACACCCACCCACCCCCACCCACCCCCACCACCACCACCCACACCACCCACCCACCCACCACCCCCCACCACCCACCCCCACCACCCCACCCCACCCCACCCACACCCACCCACCACCCAACCCACCCCACCAACCACCCCACCCACCCCACCACCCACCACCCCACCCCACCACCCCACACCCACCCACCCACACCCACCCCACCCAACCCACCCCAACCCAACCCAACACCCAACCUAACCCACCACACCCCAACCCAACACCCUAA